GCUGUCGCCGUUGCAGCCCUGAGCUCAGCCGGGAGCCGAGCAGACAGCACCAGCUGGAGCUAGCGGAGUGCCGCGCCUUCCCACCCACGAAGCCAGGGCAAAGUUGGACAGCAGGAGGUCAGUGGCUUCCGGGCCUGCGGCUCGAGCAGCACCAGCCAGCUUCCUAAGCCAGGUCCGUGGGGCAGCGAGAGCGCGUCCGUCCGGGAGAGCGGCCGAGAGCUGGGAGAGCAGUCCCUGGAGCGCUGCCCCGACGGGCGCCUGACGGCAGCGCAAUCGGCUGGCACGCCGGGAAUCCGGACACCUGACAGUGUUGGUGUGAGAGCGGUGCUUCUGGGGUGGUCCUGAGCCAUGGACGCGCCUCUGCAGACGGAGAUGGUAGAGCUGGUGCCCAAUGGCAGACACUUGGAGGGGCUGCUCCCAGUUGGUAUUCCUGAAGCCGACAACCAGAGGGUGGAGGACCCCAGACAGAGCUGUGUGGAGAGCAAAGGCUUCCUGCAGAAAAGCCCCAGCAAGGAGCCGCACUUCACAGAUUUCGAGGGGAAAACAUCAUUCGGGAUGUCAGUGUUCAACCUCAGCAACGCCAUCAUGGGCAGUGGCAUCCUGGGGCUCGCCUAUGCCAUGGCCAACACAGGCAUCAUCCUUUUCCUGUUCCUGUUGACGGCGAUCGCCCUGCUCUCUAGCUACUCCAUCCACUUGCUUCUCAAGUCCUCUGGGAUUGUGGGCAUCCGCGCCUAUGAGCAGCUGGGCUACCGUGCCUUUGGGACCCCUGGAAAGCUGGUGGCAGCUCUGGCCAUCACACUACAGAACAUUGGAGCCAUGUCCAGCUACCUGUACAUCAUCAAGUCUGAGCUGCCUCUUGUCAUACUCACCUUCCUGAACCUGGAGAAGCAGACCUUGGUCUGGUACCUGAAUGGGAACUACCUGGUGAUCCUGGUGUCUGUCACUGUCAUUCUGCCCCUGGCACUGAUGCGGCAGCUUGGCUACCUGGGCUACUCCAGUGGCUUCUCUCUUAGCUGCAUGGUGUUCUUCUUAAUUGCAGUCAUCUACAAAAAGUUCCAAGUGCCCUGCCCGUUGCCCUCCAACUUGACCAACAUCACAGGCAACUUCAGCCACAUGGAGGUGGCUGAGAAGGCACAGCUGCAGGGCGAGCCUGAGGCUGCUGCCCUCUGUACCCCGAGCUACUUCACCCUCAACUCACAGACAGCAUACACCAUCCCCAUAAUGGCCUUCGCCUUCGUCUGCCACCCUGAGGUGCUGCCCAUCUAUACAGAGCUCAAGGACCCCACAAAGAGGAAAAUGCAGCACGUCUCCAACCUGUCCAUCACCGUCAUGUAUGUCAUGUACUUCCUGGCUGCCCUCUUCGGCUAUCUCACUUUCUACGACAGGGUGGAGUCAGAGCUACUGCACACCUACAGCCAGGUGGACCCGUUUGAUGUGCUGAUCCUGUGUGUUCGCGUGGCUGUGCUGACAGCAGUCACACUCACGGUGCCAAUCGUUCUCUUCCCGGUGCGCCGUGCCAUCCAACAGAUACUAUUUCAGAACCAGGAGUUCAGCUGGGUUCGGCAUGUGCUCAUUGCCACUGUCCUACUCACUUGUAUCAACCUGCUGGUUAUCUUCGCCCCCAACAUCCUGGGCAUCUUUGGGAUCAUUGGUGCCACAUCUGCCCCAUGCCUCAUCUUCAUCUUCCCUGCCAUCUUCUACUUCCGAAUAAUCCCCACCGAAAAGGAGCCUGCAAGAUCUACCCCCAAAAUCCUGGCCCUGUGUUUCGCUCUGCUUGGCCUCUUGCUGAUGACCAUGAGCCUGAGCUUCAUCAUCAUUGACUGGGUCUCAGGAAACAGCCAGCACGGAGGAAGCCACUAGGAUUCCCCUGUUCUGUUUACUCAUCCUCAUGUCCUCUCGGACUCCCCAGCCCCUCCCCAUCCAGUGGCCAGUCAAGGGGAAAAAGAAAGGGAGAAUGGCACGUUUUUAAACACUAUGGCAUUUGGCUUGGCCUGUUUCCUCUCCUUGGAAGGUUUUCCUUAAAGAGCCAGGACCAAACACUUUGGGCUACUACCUGAGGGGCUGUAGAGCUGCAGAGGCUCCCUGAGCUGGGAACAAGGUAGAGUUGUCACCUCAGAUCCCACCCAAACCCAUCAUGCCCUUAGCUGCAUAUGCUGAGGCCCAGUAGCUGCUUCCUGAGGUCUGUUAGGGCACACAGAGUCAGAAGCUAGACCUGUAGCCAACCCCUCGCCCUGCUGCAAGGCCAGAGUCUGCACCCUAAAGCCUCAUCUCCUCUAGCCCACCUGUUUUCCCUUUUUCUAUCCCUUUGGCCCCUUUCAGACAUGGGGCCUCAUACCCUUGGAUACUCUUGUCCUCUUCUUCUGUCCUCCCGCCAGGAGGAAACCUCACUCUACCCCAUGGCUAGGACCAGCAAAUUCUGCUGAGGAUGGGGCUGUUGUGGGCACCAAGGGAUCCCUGCCUAUCCCAUCACCAGUCCCGGGGAGGCUGGGCCCCCCGAACCACAAGCCUGGGCCAUAGCUCACAUUCCACUACUGGGGGAAGAAGCUCUGAGCCCAGUGUCCUGCCUUGGGAGCUAAAAAUCCCAGGGCCCAGCUGGAGCAGGGCUGGGGAGGCUGGCGGCUCUUUUAUAAACCUUAUACUUAAAACCUA
This is a messenger RNA of Heterocephalus glaber (naked mole-rat), 2649 nucleotides long. It is a transcript of the gene Slc38a3, whose product is annotated as solute carrier family 38 member 3. Gene Ontology annotation, biological process: asparagine transport; L-glutamine transport; histidine transport. Lineage: Eukaryota; Metazoa; Chordata; Mammalia; Rodentia; Bathyergidae. Gene Ontology annotation, cellular component: plasma membrane. Gene Ontology annotation, molecular function: L-asparagine transmembrane transporter activity; L-histidine transmembrane transporter activity; L-glutamine transmembrane transporter activity. The record is from RefSeq and is a predicted model, not a curated record.